GCAGUUUUCCAUUUAUAACGAAACGCCCUUAACUUUUUAAUGUAUAAGACUUUAUAAGGAGGUUAUUUAUUUAUUUAUUUUUUACUUUUGUCCCCGAAGACGAUGCGAUGAGAAGUAAGGCGCUUGGGAGCGGGACGGUGCGGCUGGAGGCGGCGGAGGGAGAGUGGAGCAGACAGCGGAGUUUUCCGGUCCUAACCGAGGAGUCAUGCGGACAUCACGGCCGGAUCAUGAAGGGGCUCGCGUUCUUCCUCCUGCUGCCGGCGGCGCUCAAAAAGUCCAGGAAAGCUGCAAAGAGCUCCGGCAGAGCGUCGACCUGCUUGACCGCCGCCGGCACCGCGUCCCUGAGGAAGAUGAAACCCGCCGCGGAGGUGCAGGAGGUCACCGGGAAGAGCCGGAGCUCCGCACUGACUCUGCCCGAGGAGGAGAGCCGCAGCACGGCAGCGCAGAGUGACAGCACCGCACCGAGCAGCGCGGAGAACUGCGCCGGGGAAACACACGCACAGCGGGGACACACACACACCAACCUCCGCGACAGAAACGCGGUGAUGUUCAAUAACGAACACAUGGCAGAUGUGCACUUCAUCGUCGGUCCGCCAGGAGCGACACAGAAAGUUCCAGCACACAAGUACGUCCUGGCUGUCGGGAGCUCCGUUUUCAGCGCCAUGUUUUAUGGCGACCUUGCCGAGGGAGACUCCGAGAUCCAGAUACCAGAUGUGGAACCGGCUGCUUUUUUAAUCCUGCUCAAGUACUUGUACACCGAUGAGAUCGAGCUCGAGGCAGAGACCGUCAUGGGGACGCUCUACGCAGCCAAGAAGUACCUUGUGUCUGUGCUGGUUGGCGCUUGCGUGCGCUUCCUGGAGUCGAGGCUGGAGGCGGGUAACGCUUUUGCAUUGCUUUCUCACAGUCGUGCGCUGGACGAGUCCGAGUUGGUGCAGAGCUGUUGGCGGGUCAUCGACGCCCAGGCUGAGCUGGCGCUGAGAUCCGACGGCUUCCUCCAACUCGAUUGGGGUACGCUAGAGAGCGUCCUGCGACGCGACUCGCUAAACGCUAACGAAUCCUCCGUGCUGCAGGCGGCACUGGCGUGGGCUGAGGCAGAGUGCCAGCGGCGUGGCACGAGUGCCACAGCUUCGAACAAGCGAGCCGUCCUAGGUGAAGCGCUUCACCUUUUACGCCUGCCUGCCAUGACGCUAGCAGAGUUUGCUAAUGGCGUGGCACAAUUUGAAUUCCUGACUCCGCAGGAGACGCGUGAUAUCUUCCUCUGGUUCACCGCAGCUGAGAAACCGAGGCUGGAUUUUCCCGUGUCGCCGAGGACGGGGCUCGAGCCGCAGCGGUGCAGACGAUUCCGUUCCUCGGCGUUCCGAAGCAAUCAGUGGCGAUACCACGGACGAUGCGACAGCAUCAGGUUCGCGGCUGAUCGGCGCGUUUUCGUGGCCGGACUCGGACUUUACGGAUCCAGCGAACGGGAAUGCGAGUACGGCGUCCAGAUCGAGCUGAAGAGGCAAGAAGAGAUGCUUGCACAGAGGUCGACGAAGUUCGUAUCGGACGGUUCGAGUUUGGCGUUCGUCGUGUUUUUUGAGCAGCCGGUGCAGGUGGAACCGGACGUUUUCUACACGGUCAGCGCCGUUUUGGACGGAACCGAGCUUAGCUACUUCGGACAAGACGGCAUGACGGAGGUCCGCUGCGGAACAGUCACCUUCCAGUUCCAGAGCUCGUCAGACAGCACCAAUGGGACAGGGGUGGAGGCGGGGCAGAUUCCAGAACUCGUCUUCUACACGUGAAGACUUGGACCGGUCCAUUAUGGACCUGGAUUUCAGGAUUACAUAACUAGGACAUUAUGAAAUAGGACACAGAGGUACGAGUCAUUACAUUCUCUGGACUGUCGACACUGGGACAGAAACAAGGGGGGGCAAAUUCCUCAAGUUUUCUUCUACACAUGAGGAUUUGGACCAGUCCAUCUCAGAGGCUAUCUUAGAGAUGACCUGGAUUAGAGAACGACUAAUUCCAUAACUAGGACACUGGGAUGUCUGGGUGAGAUACGGAACAACGAUGGAGGGUGGGACAGAUUCCCACUUCAAGAUUCCCACUUCAGAUUCUUCUACACAUGAGGAUUUGGACUGGUCGGUCUCAGAGUAUUACUGGCGUCUAAGAAGGUUUAA
Ictalurus furcatus (blue catfish) is the source of this 2156-nucleotide messenger RNA. It is a transcript of the gene btbd6a, whose product is annotated as BTB (POZ) domain containing 6a. Lineage: Eukaryota; Metazoa; Chordata; Actinopteri; Siluriformes; Ictaluridae. Gene Ontology annotation, molecular function: protein binding. The transcript is spliced from 4 exons. The coding region runs from base 108 to 1778 and encodes 556 amino acids. The record is from RefSeq and is a predicted model, not a curated record. Gene Ontology annotation, biological process: neurogenesis. Gene Ontology annotation, cellular component: cytosol.